Messenger RNA from Verruconis gallopava, 2308 nucleotides. RefSeq lists its product as uncharacterized. The transcript has 3 exons. Gene Ontology annotation, molecular function: N-acylphosphatidylethanolamine-specific phospholipase D activity. Bases 104 to 1393 code for a protein of 429 amino acids. Gene Ontology annotation, cellular component: cytoplasm; membrane-bounded organelle. NCBI's taxonomy places the organism in Eukaryota, Fungi, Ascomycota, Dothideomycetes, Venturiales, Sympoventuriaceae. The record is from RefSeq and is a predicted model, not a curated record. Gene Ontology annotation, biological process: N-acylphosphatidylethanolamine metabolic process; N-acylethanolamine metabolic process.
GAAUGAUUGUCGCCUUUCUCGAGCGCUGGCAAGGCCUUCAAAACCAGCUGGAGCCUGAUCGUAGGUCCUCCGUUCGGUUUCUGCACAUUCGCUGCGGCUUUCAAUGACCUUGUUACAAAGGUUCGUCCUUCGUACCUGCUCAGCGUUCAAGACAAAGUCGACCACCCGCAAACCAAAGUCGCGUCCAUUUUCGCAGGCUGUAAAGAUGUCGGCCGCUUCAACUAGCGUGGCGCUGUACGCGUCUGUGAUAUCAGCAUCGCAGGUUAAGGGCGCCGUUCCGGAAGAUGCAGCAGAGUUGAAGCAUCACUUGAAGAAUGGGAAAGGUUUCAGGAAUCCGUGGGAUUCAUUUGUCGAUCCGAUCGGACCCAAAAUUCUGCUGCAGAUGAUCUGGCGUCAAUUGAGCGGCAAAGCCAACAAACCAGACACGACCCCUCCGACAGUUCCUGUACAUACGCCGAAAUUCCUGCCUUCAAGAGAGACGGCAGAGCUUCGUGCAACCUGGCUAGGGCAUGCUUGCUACUAUGUGGAGUUUCCGGGCGGUCUGAGAGUGCUCUUCGACCCGGUCUUUGAGCACCGCUGCUCACCCUUUAGCUGGCUCGGUCCAGGACGCUACACACCUGCACCUUGCAAUGUCGAAGACAUUCCAAUCAUAGACGCCGUUAUCAUAUCGCACAACCACUACGAUCAUCUCUCACUCCCUACCGUGAAGAAGAUCAAGGAAAAGCACCCAGGCGUGCAAUUCUUUGCCCCUCUCGGCAACAAGAAAUGGUUUACUGCAAGCGAUAUACACAACAUGACUGAGCUGGACUGGUGGCAGACGAAAGACCUGACAUUGAGUCGUAGCGGCGUUCCGGACAUAACCGCAACAAUCGGUGCUGUCCCGUGCCAGCAUAUGACCGCGAGAGGCCCCUUUGACCGAAUGGAGACUCUUUGGGCAUCUUGGAUCGUAGAAAGUGGAGGAAAGAAGGUUUAUUUUGCAGGAGAUACGGGCUAUCGAACGGUUCCAGAGAUGCCAAAAGGUGAAGAUUCGUACAGCGAAAAGUACGCCCAUCUUCCGCAUUGUCCAGCAUUCAAGGAGAUAGGCGAUCUUCGUGGACCUUUCGAUCUCGGACUCAUCCCAAUCGGAGCAUACGAUCCUCGCUGGAUCAUGUCGCCCAUGCAUGCGGAUCCAUUUGACAGCGUAAACAUCUUCGUAGACACAAAGUGCAAACGAGCGUUGGGCAUGCAUUGGGGCACUUGGGUGCUCACGGAAGAGGACGUUCUUGAGCCACCUCGACUGCUCAAGCAGGCUUUGAGCAGGAAGGGAAUAUCGGAGACGGGAGUGUUUGACGUGUGCGAUAUUGGCGAGUCGCGAGAAUUUCCAGCCCAGGACCCUCUAGAGGCGAAGCUUUGACAACCUUGCAAUUCUUCACGCGUGUAUCAUUUUUCCAAGACUACGCAUUUGUAAUUUGCUUUGCUGGCACUUGAUGUUGACUUUGUAAUAUCAACCUCUCUUCGGAAAGCAUGUCAUUCGCCAGGGCAUACGGAGUUUGGUUGCUCACAGAGUUUAAGAGCUUGUAUAUUGAAGAUAUCCACUAUUGAGAUGGCAGAGUGCCUAUUCUCCGUUUACUAAUAGCGCUUCCUUGCUUCUGCAAUUCAAGCAUACAGGCAUCGCAUGUCUCGGGCACGAAGGAUACUGUAUUACCAUCACAGAUUGUUCCGCAGCCACGAACGGGCCAUGAGAAGCCGAAACGUAGAAUCUGGAUGAGACGAAGGACAAUUCUGAUUUCAUGAUGAAAAACGCGCUAUUAGACGAAAGAGAGAUCAUGAUUCGCAGCACCUUCGCAAUUGCAGCAGAUAAUCAGCAAUUUGUGUCUUCAACAAGGAUCUGAACCUGAACAGAAACAUAACGAAUGUUGUCUGCGAAUCAGAUGAAUAGAACAGGUCAUCGUGUCAGCGUGUCCUUCAUAGUUCAUGCCACUAAGCAAACUCAUCAGUUUUUAGAGAUGGGACCGCGUUUCAUUUCUGCGCCGCUGGAAACCGCAAGACAUAACAUGGGUACUUCGUGAUGCGCCCGGUGAUGACACAUCUGAAGAGCCGUGGCGUCAUCGGCGCACUCGGGUGAUACGGGUUAAAAAGACUCCAACAAACAAGCUGGAGCUGUGAGAGCGCAAUACGAAGUGAAAAUUUGAAGAAGAGGAUUUCUGACUCUGUAGGAUCGAAUUUGCCUGGGUCGCCCGCACCACGUCGACGUAGCCAGACGUACCUCUUGGAGCAGGUUCUAGGCAGGAAGGCUUCUUUAAACGUCAGAGGGGAAUUUCGUUCUGUC